This is a messenger RNA of Camellia sinensis, 762 nucleotides long. The record is from RefSeq and is a predicted model, not a curated record. NCBI's taxonomy places the organism in Eukaryota, Viridiplantae, Streptophyta, Magnoliopsida, Ericales, Theaceae.
AUGACUAGUAGUGGGAAGGGAUGUGUGCAUAUAAGAUGUUGUUACAGUAACAAAUACUUUGUAAUGAAGUCGGCCAAUGACCCAUGGAUUGUUGCAGGGGCCGAUGAGCCAGAAGAAGACCGAUCCAAAUGGUCCUGUACCUUAUUCGAGCCGUUUUACGUAGAUAAUAAUGAUGGUAAUGAUGAUUCUCAAACAGUUCGAUUCCGUCACGUCCAGCUCGGCUGCUAUGCAUGCUUAUGGAGGGAAGCAACUCCACGUGAUUUAUGCUUAUGUGCAGGAUCACCAGAACCAGACAAAGAUCAGUGUGAUGUCUACACAAUCAUUGAUUCGGAAACACUGCUAGUUUUGCCACCGAAAGACGAAGCAUUUACAAUAGAGAACAUGACAUUACCAAGGUUUGCGGUGCUGAAAUCAAACUUCAAUGGCAAGUGCUUGCCCUACAUACAUGAUGAGGAGGUGCAUGGGUUUCUCCAAUUCUCUAGAGAGCAGGUUUCUAGUCAGUAUUCAAAGUACGAAUUGGAGAAGGCGAAUACUAGUAGUAAUGGGAAUGUACUUGUUCAUAUAAAAUGUUGUUACAACAAGAAGUACUUUGUAAGAUGGUCGCCCAGCCACUGGUGGAUUCUUGCCACUGCUGACGAACCAGAGGAAGACCAAUCCAAAUGGUCAUGCACUUUAUUUGAGCCCCGCCGAGUAAGUGAUUGUGACGCUGCUCAAACAAAAAUUGGAUCUGUUACUCAAACAAUUCGAUUGCGUCACGUCUAG